CAGGAGGGUGGAGCGAGGUGUGGAGGAGUGGUGGAGCCCGCUGGGGGUUGGGCAGACAUGUCGGGGGCCAGCAGGCUGAUGAGAGCCGUCAGGGUGACGGAGUUCGGAGAUCCGUCGGUGCUCAGACUCCGCGCGGACGUGGCCGUCCCGCGGCCCGGAAGCAGACAGGUGCUGAUUCGGGUGCAUGCCUGCGGAGUCAACCCUGUGGAAACGUACAUCCGGGCAGGGACGUACGCCCGUAAGCCCCCCCUGCCGUACACACCGGGCACAGACGUAGCCGGAGUGGUGGAAACUGUUGGAGAAGGAGUGACCGCAGUAAAGGCAGGAGACCGCGUGUUCACCACAGCCACGGAGUCCGGGGGCUACGCGGAGUUCGCCGUGGCAGCCGACCGAUGUGUCCACAAGCUGCCCGAGGCCUUGCACCUGAGCCAGGGAGCAGCCAUCGGCGUCCCCUACUUCACCGCCUACAGGGCUCUGGUCCACAAAGCUCACGCCAAAGCUGGAGAGACCGUCCUCAUCCACGGGGCCAGUGGAGGGGUGGGUGUGGCAGCGUGCCAGCUGUCCCGUGCUUUGGGUCUGAAGGUUUUGGGGACGGCGGGGACGCCAGAGGGGCUGAAGCUGGUCCUCAGCAACGGAGCUCACAUGGCCUUUAAUCACAGAGAAGAGGGCUACACAGACCAAAUCCUGGAAGCCACACAGGGUGGAGGCAUCGAUGUGAUCGUAGAGAUGCUGUCAAACAUCAACCUCAGUGCAGACCUCCAGAUGUUGGCUUUGGGAGGACGUGUUGCGAUCGUCGGCUGCAGAGGCUCAGUGGAGAUCAACCCCAGAGACGCCAUGGCUAAGGAGAGCAGCAUCAUGGGAGUGGCCCUCUUCUUAGCCACGCCGGAGGAGAACGAGGAGUGUGCGGCGCUGCUCUGCGCCGGGAUGGAAGCUGGCUGGCUGCGUCCGGUGGUCGGCUCCCAGUAUCCGCUCGCCGAGGCCGCACGGGCCCACCACGACAUCAUCGAGUGUGCCGGGGCUGCUGGGAAGACGGUCCUGGUCGUGUGAUGACGUGAUCACCGCGCAGCUGGGAAUGAUGGGGAAAGAGUCGUGCCGUCAGAAGAUGGUUAAAUAAAAUCAAUAAAAUAAAUCAUGUUAAUAAUAAU
This is a messenger RNA of Pungitius pungitius (ninespine stickleback), 1145 nucleotides long. RefSeq names its product crystallin, zeta (quinone reductase) (gene cryz). The record is from RefSeq and is a predicted model, not a curated record. The coding region runs from base 58 to 1047 and encodes 329 amino acids. NCBI's taxonomy places the organism in Eukaryota, Metazoa, Chordata, Actinopteri, Perciformes, Gasterosteidae. Gene Ontology annotation, cellular component: cytosol. Gene Ontology annotation, molecular function: mRNA 3'-UTR binding; NADPH binding; zinc ion binding. The transcript is spliced from 8 exons.